Molecule: messenger RNA, 274 nt
Organism: Dimorphilus gyrociliatus
Lineage: Eukaryota; Metazoa; Annelida; Polychaeta; Dinophilidae
Source: the annotation of a GenBank genome assembly
AAUGGGCAAAACUGACAACGACUUCUUUUAUGUUGAACUUCUCAAAGACAACUACAACAAUAUGUUGCAAAAAAUACAGACACCUGAAUUUCAACUGACAGAAUCUGAAAGGGAAGAAAUUGAAUUUCUGUUGUCAUUGCUCAAAUCGACAGGACCGUUUUUGAAGGUCAAAGACGUUUUGACUGAGGCUGUAAAAAUGGCAGGUAAAAAAAUUGAAAAAGAAAUGGAAAAAGAUAUCAAAGAGAUCCAAGACAUGAUCUCUGCAGCAGAAUGA